Trichosurus vulpecula (common brushtail) is the source of this 2611-nucleotide messenger RNA. RefSeq names its product acyl-CoA dehydrogenase medium chain (gene ACADM). NCBI's taxonomy places the organism in Eukaryota, Metazoa, Chordata, Mammalia, Diprotodontia, Phalangeridae. The record is from RefSeq and is a predicted model, not a curated record. Gene Ontology annotation, molecular function: medium-chain fatty acyl-CoA dehydrogenase activity; flavin adenine dinucleotide binding. The coding region runs from base 192 to 1460 and encodes 422 amino acids. Gene Ontology annotation, biological process: fatty acid beta-oxidation; medium-chain fatty acid catabolic process. The transcript has 12 exons. Gene Ontology annotation, cellular component: mitochondrion.
GGUCGUAACUCCGUGCGGCCAUCUCGCGCCGGGGGCGUGGCCCUUGCCUCCAAGGGCCUCCUCUUGCCCCCUCCCGUCCCUCCCCCUCCUCCUCCCCGCGGUGGGCGGGGCCAGGCGCACCUCGCUCUUAAGGUCUGUCUUGGGCGGUUGGAGGCCGAGCAGCGGGUCCGAGCGUAGGAGGAGGCUGAGCCAUGGCCGCGGCAGUGCUGAUGCGCGGGGUCCGGGCGUUGCAGGGCAAGUGUCCCGGCUUCUGGAGGGCCCAGCACACGAGGGCGCAGCCCACCGCCGGGCCGGCGCUGGGCUUCAACUUCGAGCUCACCGAGCAGCAGAAGGAAUUCCAAGACACAGCUCGCAAGUUCGCCAGGGAAGAGAUCAUGCCAGUGGCCGCUGAGUACGACAGAACUGGCGAGUAUCCUGUUCCUCUUAUAAAAAGAGCUUGGGAGCUCGGGCUGAUCAACACACACAUUCCAGAGAGUUAUGGUGGCCUUGGCCUUGGGAUUUUUGAUGCUUGCCUUAUUACAGAAGAAUUGGCGUAUGGAUGCACGGGCGUUCAGACUGCCAUUGAAGCUAAUUCUUUAGGACAAAUGCCUGUUAUCAUUGCGGGGAAUGAACAGCAACAAAAGAAAUACCUCGGGAGGAUGACCGAGGAGCUGAUGAUGUGUGCUUACUGUGUAACAGAACCUGGAGCAGGCUCUGAUGUGGCUGGUUUACAGACCAGAGCAGAGAAGAAAGGCAAUGAGUACGUUAUUAAUGGCCAAAAGAUGUGGAUAACCAACGGAGGAAAAGCCAACUGGUAUUUUCUUUUGGCUCGGAGUGACCCUGAUCCCAAGGCGCCUGCUAGUAAAGCCUUUACUGGAUUUAUUAUCGAGGCAGACACCCCAGGAAUCCAGAUUGGAAGAAAGGAGAUGAACAUGGGCCAGCGCUGCUCAGACACCAGAGGGAUCAUCUUUGAAGAUGUGGUUGUGCCCAAAGAGAACGUCCUCAUCGGGGAAGGCAGUGGCUUCAAAAUUGCAAUGGGUGCUUUUGAUAAAACCAGGCCUCCGGUCGCCGCUGGUGCUGUUGGGCUUGCACAGAGAGCUUUGGACGAAGCUACCAAGUAUGCCUUGGAGAGGAAGACCUUUGGAAGGCACCUCGUGGAGCACCAGGCAGUGUCAUUUUUGCUGGCUGAAAUGGCUAUGAAGGUGGAACUUGCUAGAUUGGCUUACCAGCGAGCAGCGUGGGAAGUUGAUUCGGGGCGCCGCAAUACCUACCAUGCUUCUAUCGCCAAGGCGUUUGCUGGCGACAUUGCCAACCAGCUGGCUAGUGAUGCUGUGCAGAUUUUUGGAGGCAAUGGAUUUAAUAGUGAAUACCCAGUGGAAAAACUAAUGAGAGAUGCCAAAAUUUUCCAGAUUUACGAAGGGACAGCUCAGAUCCAGAGGUUGAUCAUAGCUCGAGAACACCUCAACAAGUACAAGAAUUGAAGAGAGCAGCCCGACCUGCGGCCCCUCAGCUAAGUAACAUCAGAUGAUAGAAAAGGGAAAAUACUUGGAUGGGAUUGCUGGUGAAGUGAAAAAAAAUUAGAAAUGUGAUUUGUUCAACCCUAAGUAAGAGAUUAUAAUGGCAGUUUUAUAUUUUUUUGCUCAACUAGAAAACUUUGGCAAGUAUUUAAAAAUACUUGUGUUUUCUUUCAACAGCACUUAUAUUUAUAAAGCAUCAAGGAAAUGGUGUUAAUUAUAUAGAAAAUUGUCAUUUUAAAAACUGCAAUACUGAAAAUGAAAACUUCUAGGAUUUCUAGCAUCUGAUUGCCUAAACUUUGAAAGGAAGGAAGGUGAUCUUAUCAACAUUAAGACUUAUGACCUUUCUUUCUGCCUAUUUCUCAGGUAGUAAGGCUUACACUGCUCACUGAUUCUUAAUUGUUACAUUCAGAGGUACAGUCAUUUUACCCUGACAAGCUCCAAGACUGGCAAAGCAGGAAAAGUGUAAUCGCCUAAUACUAGUAAAUCAUCUGUCCGUGUCCAUUGGAUGCCGUCCAGACUGUCCAGGUUUUUACUGUUUGUCUCUGUUAGGCUGUGAUUGGAAUGGGGCCUCCUAUCAACCCUGGGCACAGGAAUUCUGGCUGUGGUACCCAGUAUGCCAGUACCUAGAGUCAAGAGGAAAUCUGACUCAGUGCCGAACCAAUUUCUUACUUGCCUUUUUUUUGGGGGUAGGGGUUAAGAAAGCUAACUUUAUUCUAUAUAUGAGACUACGUCAAUCUCUUAGUACCUUCUGUACACCGUCUUACUUUACGUGCACCUAUUUUGAUAGGGAACUCAAUCUCUCCAAUGGACAGUUGACAGUGAAUUAAUAUUCUAGGCCUAUUUUCUGAUCUUAAUUCUUAUGAGUAUGUACUUAGAGAAAAGUUGACCUGUGACUGCAUUUGUUUUGAUUUUGAAUUUAAUAAACAUAUCAGGAAAAGAUACAACCCAUUUUACUUAUUAAAUUGUUCUUCUAGACCAUUGUCUCUGAAUACGUAAAUGUUAUGAAAUAAUGUAGGAACCAAAAUUUGUGAAAUGUCAUAUUUAUAAUGCCUAAACAUCAAAUAUUGGAUGGCCUUGUAAUGAAUUACCAAAAUAAAAUUUUCACAAACAUUUUU